Jaculus jaculus (lesser Egyptian jerboa) is the source of this 2384-nucleotide messenger RNA. It is a transcript of the gene Ttc8, whose product is annotated as tetratricopeptide repeat domain 8. The record is from RefSeq and is a predicted model, not a curated record. Gene Ontology annotation, molecular function: protein binding. Bases 41 to 1558 code for a protein of 505 amino acids. The transcript is spliced from 14 exons. NCBI's taxonomy places the organism in Eukaryota, Metazoa, Chordata, Mammalia, Rodentia, Dipodidae. Gene Ontology annotation, biological process: non-motile cilium assembly. Gene Ontology annotation, cellular component: non-motile cilium; ciliary basal body; BBSome.
CCCCCGCCCUCCUGGACCCUGGUUCGGGUCCCGGGCCGCCAUGGCCCCGGAGAUGGAGCCGCUGCUUUUGGCCUGGAGCUAUUUUAGACGCAGGAAGUUCCAACUUUGCGCCGAUCUGUGCACGCAGAUACUGAAGAAGUCCCCUUAUGACCAGGCAGCUUGGAUUUUAAAAGCCCGAGCACUAACAGAGAUGGUGUACAUAGAUGAAAUUGAUGUAGAUCAGGAAGGAAUUGCAGAAAUGGUUCUAGAUGAAAAUGCAAUUGCCCAAGUUCCACGCCCUGGAACAUCUUUGAAACUCCCAGGAACUAACCAGGUGGGAGGGCCUAGUCAGGCUGUCAGGCCAAUCACGCAAGCUGGAAGACCCAUUACGGGUUUCCUUAGGCCCAGUACACAGAGUGGAAGGCCAGGCACCAUGGAACAGGCGAUCAGAACCCCUAGAACUGCCUACACAGCCCGCCCUGUCACCAGCUCCUCUGGAAGAUUUGUUAGGAUGGGGACGGCUUCCAUGCUUACAAGUCCUGAUGGACCAUUUAUAAACAUAUCUAGGCUGAAUUUAAUAAAAUAUUCCCAGAAACCUAAAUUGGCAAAGGCCUUGUUUGAGUAUAUCUUUCAUCAUGAGAAUGAUGUUAAGACUGCUUUGGAUCUGGCGGCCCUUAGCACGGAGCACUCUCAGUACAAGGACUGGUGGUGGAAGGUGCAGAUUGGAAAAUGUUACUACAGGUUAGGAAUGUAUCGUGAAGCAGAAAAGCAAUUUAAAUCAGCCCUGAAGCAGCAGGAAAUGGUGGACACAUUUCUCUAUUUGGCAAAAGUUUAUAUCAUAUUGGAUCAACCUGUGACUGCUUUAAAUCUUUUCAAACAAGGAUUAAAUAAGUUUCCAGGAGAGGUAACCUUGCUUUGUGGGAUUGCCAGGAUCUAUGAGGAAAUGAACAACAGCUCAUCUGCAGCCGAGUACUACAAAGAAGUUCUGAAGCAAGACAACACGCACGUGGAGGCCAUUGCUUGCAUCGGGAGCAACCACUUCUAUUCUGAUCAACCAGAGGUAGCGCUCCGAUUCUACAGGCGCCUGCUGCAGAUGGGCGUUUACAACUGCCAGCUUUUCAACAACCUGGGCCUGUGCUGCUUCUACGCGCAGCAGUAUGACAUGACCCUGACCUCCUUCGAGCGCGCCCUCUCCCUGGCCGAGCACGAGGAGGAGGCAGCUGAUGUCUGGUACAACUUGGGACAUAUAGCUGUGGGAAUCGGAGAUACAAACUUGGCCCAUCAGUGCUUCCGGCUGGCCCUGGUCAGCAACAACCACCAUGCCGAGGCCUAUAACAACCUGGCUGUGCUGGAGAUGCGGAAGGGUCACGUUGAGCAGGCAAAGGCUCUGUUACAGACUGCGUCCUCAUUAGCGCCUUGCAUGUAUGAGCCACAUUUUAAUUUUGCAACAAUCUCUGAUAAGGUUGGAGAUCUUCAGAGAAGCUAUGUUGCUGCUCAGAAGUCUAAAGCAGCCUUUCCCGACCACGUGGACACACAGCACUUAAUUCAGCAAUUAAGGCAGCAUUUUGCUAUGCUGUGAUUAAUCCUUGACUAGAUAUGUUUGUGUGAAGGGACGUUACACAAGGGGAAAAGGAGCAUGUGUGCUCAUAUUAGUAAUGUAACGUGUUAGAACUGAACUUUAAAACAUUGUAUAAUGAGAACUUUAUAUUUUUGUAAGGCAAUAUUGUAGAAACUAGAUUUAAGUGUAUCCUUUGGGUUUGUUUUUCAUUUUUAAAACCUUUCAUUUUCUGUAUUUAUUGUACAUGAUGCUUGGUUACAUGAGGACACUUUCCUGCAAGUAUAUCAUUUACAUUGAGCAUAGCCCCCUCCCCCUCCUUUCUUUCUUGUUCUUCAUCCUGUUCACUUGCUUUGCUCCACUGGACCAUUUUGCUUAUACUUUCCUGUCACAUAGCCAUGACCGUAUGAUGUCCAUGUAAGGUCUUGAAGGCACAAGUCCGAGUAAACGUGGUAUUUGUCUUUCUGAAACUGACACAGUUCACUUUUGUGAGUGAGUCUCUUGAUACUGUAUUCCAGGCUGGUCUUGAAUUUAUGUCUUCCUGCCUCAACCUCCUAAGUGUUGGGAUUAUAAACAAGGUAUGCAUUUCUAUGUAGAUAAUGAACCUCUCAUAUUAUAUGGUAGAUAUCUGUUUAUAGUUAUUAAACAUUUUAAUGAAUUGCCUCAGUGUUUUUAAAUGUACAUUUUAAAAGUCUGUAAACAUUGGCUGCCAUUUAGCUAAUGAGGUCAGAAAUGUGCCCUUUAAACGUUCAAGACAAGUAGUGUGUAUAUAUCAUAACUGCUAAGUGCUUUAUUUUGAACUUAAAAAUUAUAUUUUAAACUAUUUUUAUCAGAUACUUUGUUAUAAAAU